AGCCAGCGCAGCCUAGCCAGGUAUACCGCCAGCCAUCGUUCUUCAUCAUCGUGGCCAGCCAAAAAAAUGGCGCUUCCAACUCCACCUACUGCGGAAGACAUUGAAGAAGAUCUGGCGUCUGCGCUACACACGGACCCAGCCUUCUCUCUGCCGGGAGAAGCGAGUGGUGAUUGUGUGGGAGAUGAAGUAACGGCAGUAGCUGAGCAGGCGGUCCAGUUUGUUCUCGCCUACGACAGUCUGAAGGAGGACAGUGGGCGCUCCCUGCCAGCCACCCUCGCAGCUCUCGAGCAGAACAUGGCGGAACUGAGAACCGUCAUUAGAGCGCCUUCAAAAUGAUGCAUCUCCUCUUCGCUCCUCUUGUACGUCAUAAAAACCCAGAAAUGCAAGGCAGACGAGCAGGAAACCUGACUCGCGUCAUGGCCCCGCCCAUUUGAUUACUGGCGCUUGUGCGCAUAAUAAUUAUGCUGUUUGAUACACUAAAAAUACACAAUACUCUUAUCGCACACUCUUACACAGAUGAUACAACACCAUGUACACACAUGACAGCCGAAGGCCCAAGUUGAAUCCUGGAUUGCCCCAUCCGCGGAUUGCGCAGGCCCAGACUGAAAUGCUAGGACUGGAUGGGAUCGAAUUCUGAGACAUCCGGAGUCGACGAAGAUUCUUGAUUAAUGUGGGGAGGUGGUGAGAGAGGUACCGAGCAUUGCGAGCCAUCCGAUGGCGCCGACGUGUACUCAGUCCACUCUUGGCUAACGGACUGGUGAUGUAGCGAGGGUGAGGGUGUGACUGCAGGGAUUUGGGGAGUUGCGGAGGGUGAGGCGGGGGAGGGGGAGGGUACAAAAUGAGGCGGUGUGGAAGACUGAAUUCCUGUGGGUGGGUAUACUGGAGGGUAGGCGGAUCUAUUAGCGGAGGAUUUCGUGCUGCCGAUUCCAGUGUACGAAGUCACGCCGGUUGAGUUGAAUCGUUGUGUUGAACCGUCCCAUGCCGUUCUGGCUCGAUUGCGAAGCUGCUCGGCGGUCUCUCCAUGGUAGCUGUUGUGGAAUGAGACAACUGAAGAGCUACCACUACCUGCAGUAGUGCUGGCGGUAGUGGUGUGCGGGAAGGCGUGAGGUGGAGAGGUCUGAAGUGGGUCGUUAAAUAGUUCCUCUCGCACUCUCUGCUCCAUCUGUUCUCGCUGGGCCGUUCCCUGGUGUCCAUCUCCGUCUUCUCUCCCUCUCUCAUCUCCUGUUCUCCACAUUGGGGCGGGCGGGGCGGACGAUUCUCUCUUCCCACUCGAUGUUGUUGUUGCUCCUCCGACUGAUGUAGUAGCAGGGCUGGUGGCCGAGGAGGGAUUGGUAUUUCGCUGGCGGUGUUCCCUCUCUGUCUGCCUCACCUGCAACUGUUGCUUUGUCACCUGCAGUUGCUGCUCCAGACUGGAAAAAAGAAGAGUGAAACAUACCGAAUAAAAAAAUUUCUGGACCACGUAAAAUUCUACGGAGUUUCGCAAAUGCUUGAGUGUAUGGAAUGCAAAAUCGCGGAAAUUAUAAGAGAUCAUUAGCCUUAACCAGAUGAACUCACUCUUCAAUUUUUCUCUUCAAAUCAGCAUCUUCAUCUUUCUUGUCACCGUGGGGGUGAGGGGCAUUGUGUGAAGGGGGAGGGGCGACGUCAUACGAUGGGUGAGCCCCUCUGUAAUGAUGCUCUAAGUGAUGAAUGAGGGGCUGGAUUGCCGGCUCCUUCAAAAUCUGGUUCAUGGAGAAGAUGAACGACAUGAAGGCACUGGACAAGGCCUCAGAGUGGUGUUGGCUAAUAUCGGCAAGUGGGGUUGUAGUGGGCGGAGCCUGUGGUUGAGGGGAGGGGGCGUUGUCUUGACAACUAGGUGGGUGUGGUUUCCCAAUCGGGUGUGGCUGGUGGACUUCUUGUUGGCCACUGGCGUUGGUGUGGUGAUGGUUGGACUGUGAUGAACUGGAGGCAGGGACUGUUCCAGAUGUAGUAGACAGAGGUUCUGCAGUAAAUACUUCCGAGUCUGAGGUCAGUGACCUCUCUGGGAUGACAGGCAUGGUGGGCGGGGCCACACCCGAUCUCUCUGAUGUCGUCGUUGUCGUGGAGACGGCAGACGGGGACGAUGGGACCGAGGAGAGUUUGUGAGGGAGUGAAGUGGACCUCUGUCGUGCGGCCAUGGACGAAUCGAGGGCAGAGGAGUAAGACGGAGCGCUCAAGAGGGGCGGUCUCGGCGUCGCGAGGUCCUCCCGACUCGUUUCCGGAGCAGCCAGGGACGAGACAACAAUCACUUCAACACUGUUUCCGGAAGAAUCCCCAACUGAGCGAUGGUGGGAAACUGUCGUCGAAGUCUCCACUUGCGUCACGGGAUGCUCAAGAGCUCCCCCAGGUUGCUGCAAGUGAGCCUCACACUGGGGUAAACUCUCGGUCGACCCCUGCGUUGAUAACUCAUCAGGGGAAUCUUGCUCCUCGGCGACGUCUGCCACCACAAAUCGUCGUUGUGUUGAUGGUGUGUGGACGGUGGUAGUGGAAGAUGAAGACUCCUGCGUGACGAGGCAGACUGGCUCCGACAGGGAGCACACCUCAAACCCAGUAGCAGCAGUCGAAGAGGCAGUGGUGGGGGGAGGGACGGGAGGUCCUGAUGGUAGAGAGGUGGUCUUGACAGGGGCACUCUGGACGAGGCUCAGGGGGACAGGAGCUGGAGUCGAGGCCUGGCCACCACUACUCACACUCUGAGGAUAGAAAUAAGCUAAACAGACCGGCAUACAUAUCCUGCCUAUUUCCCACAUUUAGAUGGAUGUGUCAGCACCAUAAGGGCUACAUAAAUUUAGAAAAACAAAACAACAGGGCCCAGUUAAAGAAAGCAAUUAAGUUUCCAAAGUUCCUAAACACUUUAGAUUCAGCAAAAAUUAAUUUAACAAGUGCGAAUUUCGUAUACACGUACCUCGUCUGAGGUCUGUGUGGAG
Geodia barretti is the source of this 2939-nucleotide messenger RNA. Lineage: Eukaryota; Metazoa; Porifera; Demospongiae; Tetractinellida; Geodiidae. The record is from the annotation of a GenBank genome assembly.